AUGCGGUCCAAGUCGAUCGCUUCCAUGCUUCCUCGCCUUGCCACGGCUAUUCUUGUUGUCUUGACUUUUUCUGCACCCACAACUGUCAUGUCCUUCCAGGUUGUUGCGCUCUCGAGCAUGGGGACGCUCAGAAGUGGGUCUGGGACGAGGGGAGCUCGCUCUGGUUGUGGGUUCAGACUCAACAAGAUUCUCGGAGGCUUCGCUUCCUCCCGGUUCUCAUGCUCUUCCGAGCAGGAACAAGACAUGUGCUCUUGGAAGGCUCUAGGAGGCAGAAUGACUCUGCAAGCUCUGCCGGACCCGUCGGACAAGAUUUCUAAGGAGCAAUUGAAGGAGGGGGUGGUUGGAGGAGAGGACAAGGUCGGGAUCGAGCAGCAGGUAGUGGAGGAGAGUCUCAUGGGGGAUCAUGUCGUCUCCGAGUUGUGGGGGGAGUGGACGGAGAAGCAAGUGAAGGCUGCGACGCUGCUAUGGGUGGAGCAGUUCGUGAUCGGUCUAAAGCUCUGUCCUUUUGCUGCCGAGGCCGUGAAGGGUCUGCGGGUAUCCGUCUCGUCUGCGCUCGACCGCGACAUGGCGCUGGACAAGUUCGACCUCGAGCUUCGCUGGAUCGUCGGGCUGGACAAGUCAAGUCCAGCCUGCACUCUGAUCGUUUAUCCUCCAAACCUCUUCGAACACAACGGCAAGACGUCUCCUCUGUGCUCGGGGGAGAGCAGCGAUGCCAGCAGACGGACGCCGGAGAUGUGCCAAGGCUUCGAGGGCUUCAUGUCACUGGCUACAGAUGCGCGCGAGAUGGCACAACAGUUCAAUGCGGCACAUGGCCAAGACAUAGAGACCGAGACUCUGUUGCUCACGUUUCACCCCAACUCGACUUUCAGUGACUCGCCCUCGGAUCCUGCUGACUUCGCGCUGCGCUCGCCGUUUCCCACGGUGCUGAUUCUGAGAGGAACGGAUGUCAGGAACGCAGAGGAGAUCUGCGAGCAGCAGGGGCGGGUGACGGAGGACAUCGCGAUCGCGAACGAGGCGAGGCUGCGGCAGGUGGGGUACGAGGAGCUCUCAAGGAUCUUCACUGGCCUCUUCUCCUCGUCUCGCACCUCCGAAGCCCAGCAGAUCCUGAGGCAGGCGCAGGAGGAGCGCGAGGCCGUGCUGGCGUCCUCCACGUACCCGCUCUCAGACCCGAUGGCUGACGGCAUCGACGGCAUCGACGGGCAGGACUUGAGCCACGACCCCGUCGAGCUCAUCCACGAGUGGGGAGGAGACGCGAGCGAGGAUACGGCAUGGGUGGAGUACCCGGCAAGGGCGUCUGUGAAGCCGCCGCCGCUGAGGGAGGAGGAAGAGGAGGGAGGGGAAGAGCUCAACGCACAAGACCUGCAGAAGGUUUACGAUCCUUUCGGCUAUGGAUGUGAGGAGGAGAAUGGCGAGUCGAAAACAACUUAG
Molecule: messenger RNA, 1428 nt
Organism: Guillardia theta CCMP2712
Lineage: Eukaryota; Cryptophyceae; Pyrenomonadales; Geminigeraceae
Exons: 3
Coding region: 1-1428 (475 amino acids)
Source: RefSeq, a predicted model, not a curated record